This is a messenger RNA of Abrus precatorius (Indian licorice), 1086 nucleotides long. Its product is annotated as squamosa promoter-binding-like protein 9. Gene Ontology annotation, molecular function: DNA binding. NCBI's taxonomy places the organism in Eukaryota, Viridiplantae, Streptophyta, Magnoliopsida, Fabales, Fabaceae. The coding region runs from base 1 to 1086 and encodes 361 amino acids. The record is from RefSeq and is a predicted model, not a curated record. Gene Ontology annotation, cellular component: nucleus. The transcript has 3 exons.
AUGAGUUCAGGCACGGUCACCAAACCACAAUCCUCUUCCUCUUCCUCACCCAACUCCUCCUCAGAGUCUCUAGAUGGCUUGAAGUUUGGUAAAAAAAUCUACUUUGAGGAUGCGAGUGUUGCAACUCAAGCCAAAACGAAUGGUGGGUCAUCUUCAUCUUCUUCAAAGAAAGGAAGGGGUGGUUCAGUACAAGCCACUCAGCCUCCUAGGUGUCAGGUUGAGGGGUGUAAAGUAGAUCUGAGUGGUGCUAAGGCUUACUAUUCAAGGCAUAAAGUCUGUGCCAUGCACUCUAAAUCCCCUACUGUUAUUGUUGCCGGUCUUGAACAAAGGUUUUGCCAACAGUGUAGCAGAUUUCAUCUGCUUUCUGAAUUUGAUCAAGGAAAAAGAAGCUGCCGUAGGCGACUUGCUGGCCAUAAUGAACGCCGCCGAAAGCCCCAUCCCAGCUCCUUAUUAACCUCUCACUUUGCCAGGCUUUCUUCGCCUAUUUUUGAUGACAAUGGCAGAGGUGGUAGCUUUCUGAUGGAAUUUGCUUCAUACCCAAAGCUGAGAAAUACAUUGCAAACUCCAAGAUCAUCUGAACUAAUUCCUGGGAAUCAAGCUGCAACACUUAGCUGGCAGGCCAACUCAGACACACAAUCUGAAUUUUUUCUGCAAGGUUCAGUGAGUGGUGGAACUAGCUUCCUUGGUCCUAGACAUCCUUCAGUGGAAAAUUAUGCCAGGGUCACUGACUCAGGCUGUGCUCUCUCUCUUCUGUCAAGUCAAACAUGGGGUUCUAGAAACACACCACCAAAUGUUGAGCUGAGCAACUUGUUGAAUUUCAAUGGGACACCCAUGACACAACUUGUUGCAGCAUCUCCUCAAGUUGCAGCCAUCCAUCAACUUCCAAAUGCAACGUCAUGGUACAUAAAAGGAGUUGAUUCUGGUACUUGUUCGCCCGAGGUUGUCCCUGAUCUUGGUCUGGGUCAUAUUUUGCCGCCUCUUCACAGCCACCUUCAUGAUGAGCUUGAUCUAUCACAGCAGGGCAGGAGGCAUUACAUGGAUCUAGGGGAGUCCCGGGCCUAUGAGUUUUCUCACUGGUCACUUUAA